Messenger RNA from Tachyglossus aculeatus (Australian echidna), 2612 nucleotides. It is a transcript of the gene CALHM5, whose product is annotated as calcium homeostasis modulator family member 5. Gene Ontology annotation, molecular function: monoatomic cation channel activity. Lineage: Eukaryota; Metazoa; Chordata; Mammalia; Monotremata; Tachyglossidae. The transcript has 2 exons. The record is from RefSeq and is a predicted model, not a curated record. Bases 1 to 948 code for a protein of 315 amino acids.
AUGGAGAAGUUUCAGAGCGUCCUGAGAGUCCUGAUGGACCGCAAAGUCGCCAUCGGCUACAGCUUCCUGGCUCUGCUGACCAUGGGGGGUGAGCGCCUGUUUUCUCUAGUGGCAUUCCAGUGCCCCUGCAACAGGAACAACUUCCCAUAUGGGAUGGUGUUCCUGCUGGCCCCUGCCUGGGUCCUGCUGGUCAUCAGCUACUUCCUGAACAACAGGGCAUGGAGGCUCUUCACCGGCUGCUGCAAGAGCUCCUUGAAGGCCACAUCAGUGGGGUCACCAGCGUUUCGAAGGACGUGCCUCCGUGGCUUCUGCGUCUUUAGUCGGGUUACCCUGGAAGCGCUCGUGGCCCCGCUGAUGUGGCUAUCGGUGGCCCUGCUCCAUGGAACAUUCUACGAAUGCGCCAUGAGUGGUACGUCAGAGAAGGGCCUCCUGUGGGCGGUGUGUGAGGGCAAAAACCCCCAGUGCCAGGGGGAGUUACACAAGGUGGUCUGUGGGCAGGCGGCCCUGACUGCCCAGGACACACAGGAGCUGAAGCGAUCCCUGCAGGCACAGUCACAGAUCCUAGGCUGGAUCCUGAUUUCUGCAAUAUCCUUGGUCACUCUGCUGGUAGCCUGCUGCAGCAGCUGCUGGUCUAAAGUCAGCCACCUGCAGAUGAAGUUCUGGAAGAUAUAUGCCCAGCAGGAGCGGGAGCAGGUCGAGAAAGCCUUCCAGGAACGCGCGGGCCAGCUGAGCGUCCGCAACCUGCAGUGCUUCUUGGAGAACAAGCAGCCUGAGCCCUUCGCCCUGCCCUCUAUCAAGGCCUGGGAAGAUGCAUCAGACCUCUAUUUGCUCCAAGCUGGCCAGCAGCACUACAGUACACUCCACCGCGUGGUCGAGGGCGGCACAAAGAGCAGCCCUGCCGGCUCCGAGAUGGCGUUGGACUUUGUGGACGGCCACCAUGAUGUGUAGGGUCUGGCACCCUGGGGUUCCUCAGGGUUUCCAACCAACACCCAUCAUUAUGGAUGUUGGAUGGGAGGGCCCAAAGGGGUACCUCUCCCUCCCAAUUUCUCUGUGAAACUAGAAACUGGCAUCCGGGAGGGCAACCAACCCACAGAUCCUUCCUAGCAGUCCCGGUGUCUGGAUGGAGGCAACGUCCUGAGUUGGAAGGGCCGUUGAGUUGACCCGGGAAUGACUCUGCUACAGGUCUGAUGUUCUAAGUCGUUCUGUUGGCAGGGCCGACAGUGCUGGAGGAUUUGGGAUGACCUGCGGAUGAGCUGCCCACACUGGGUCACCCGGGGGAAAGUUAGGAAUGCAGAGGGGAGAGUUGGAGUGGCAGGUGGCCCAUCCCUAACCAUGAGGGUGGGUGCCCAGGAGGUCAACCGGCCGUCGGUUUCUCCAAGGCCAUGUUGGAGACAGAAUCCUGGCCCGGAUGGAACGUGGGGCUGAUCACGGGUGGGGUCGCUCGGAAGCUGAACUAGAGGUGCACUGUUCAGGGGUUGAAGCUUUGCCCUGACUUCAGCCCACUGAGAUAGUCCCAGUGGGAAGGGACAAAGGGUAAGGUUUGGGGGGAAGGGGGACAGAGGGAAGAAGAUUGCCUUCCUGGACCAGCGCCAAGCCUUGACCUGCCUGCUGUAAUGGGCUGUUCCCAGGAGUCAGAGCCAGCCGAUGUUGGCCUCGGAACACAAGCUAAUUCAAUAAAGGAGGCUCCUCGCGUAGGCAGACAAGCAUGGUUUCCAGGCUCGGGGGAUUAGUCAGAUCACCAGCCUGUGCAGCUGGAGGGUAAUUCUACCCCCAGAACUGAAGAGCAGGGCUGCCUGCCUGAGCUGAGUGCAGCAGGAGAAAUGGGCUGGCAUGUGGGGAGACUGUCAGUGGGGCUUGGAGGCAGAGAUCCUGGCCUCAGGCCAAGUGGAGGUUGUGGUUUGGGGGUUGUCUCUGCCCAAGGAAAAUCACCAGAACAUAAAUAUGCAGAUCCUAAAGCCCAGAAACGUUGACCUGGGCGUCCAGGUUUCUGGGGGUUGGGUGGCCCAGAGAGGGGCAAGAUUGCUGAGUGUCAGUCAGCACUGGGCCUUCACCUCCUGGGAUCACCAGCCUAGGAGGAAGCUUACUGGGGCUACACAUGGAGGGUAAUGCCGGCACAUGAUCCCUGCAUCCCACCCCUAUUCCUGGUGUCCCACCCUUGCCCCUAACAUUGUAAGAGUGGUAGCUAGAGAGCAGAUAGGAGCCACCCUCUGCCCUCUAACUUAUCUCUUACUUCCUCUGCACCCCUUUACCUGUCUGGGAAGGUGGCAUUGUCCAAAGGUGUAGACACUCCCUCCUUCAUCCUCCCUCAGCUCUAGAAAAUCAGCCCUCCAAGGCUGGGAGAGGCCGUGAAAGUCAUAUGGUCCAGCCCUCUGCAUCUAGGCAGAUGAACACCUAACCCAUUCUGGGCAGAUGCGUGCCUAUAAUCUGACCUAGUUCUAUGAAGGGCUGAGUCUGGCCUUUUGAAUUCCUGUUAGUGGCCUGGAGCUUGGGGCUGGGGAAUUUGAUUAUCAAACAGGGCAUGAGGAACCCACUGGAGUUGGAGGGUGGUGAGUUCAAAACAAAAAAGCAAUGGGGGCAGCAUGGCCUAGUGGGAAGGGCAUCAGCCUGGAAAU